This is a messenger RNA of Arabidopsis lyrata subsp. lyrata, 1959 nucleotides long. Its product is annotated as phenolic glucoside malonyltransferase 2. The coding region runs from base 427 to 1800 and encodes 457 amino acids. The transcript has a single exon. The record is from RefSeq and is a predicted model, not a curated record. Lineage: Eukaryota; Viridiplantae; Streptophyta; Magnoliopsida; Brassicales; Brassicaceae.
GUCCAACUGCAACAGUAAAAGGUGUGGAGAAGGAGAGGGGAGAAUUUGUUUGGUCCAAAACUCAAGAUAGUUUGUAGGUUCUGUGUUUUUUUUUUGCCAUGUUUUGGUUUUAAACUAGGUUUUGAUUAUGUAUCUCAUCCAAGAUUCUAAUAAAACUAAUUUUAAGUAUUAAAAACACCAGUUUUCGAUGUUUUUGCCACGCUCUAAUAUACUUUGUUACUUAUCUAUUCACUGUUGAUAGUGAUAUGGUGUCGACAACCAAAACUAGUGAUAUCUAGAGAAGUCAAUAAUUCGGUGACACGUGGAUAGAUAUAUAAAUUUGGUCGUAAAGUUGGGAGAUCUAAAGAUUUCAGACUUUUGCAUGUAUUAUUAGUUUCCUGUCGAAAUUCCAGAUCAAUUUUUUACCUUCUUCCUCACCAUUCACCAAUGACACUACACAUCAUUGACAUUGCCGGCGUCAUCCCUGCCGUCGACUCGGACUCGGUCCUGAACUCGGCCAACUUGGUCACAAUCCCUUUAACUUUCUUUGAUCUACCUUGGCUACUGUUCCAGCCAGUCAAGCGAGUCUUCUUCUACAGACUCACCGAGUCGAAGCAUGACCAUUUCCACUCCAUCAUCCUCCCGAGGCUCAAGCUCUCUCUCUCCCUUGUCCUCCGCAACUAUCUCCCUCUCUCUGGCCGCAUCACUUGGGACACAAACGAGCUUAAACCGAGCAUUGUCGUCUCUCCAAACGACGCCGUUUUGGUGACGGUAGCCGAGAGUGACGCUGAUUUUUCUCAUCUUUCCGGCUAUGGACAACGUCCUGUUUCCGAGUUACACAACUUGCUCCCCAAGUUACCCGUUUCGGAUGACUCAGCGACCGCCUUCUCUAUACAAAUCACGUUGUUUCCGAACCAAGGAUUUUCCAUUGGCGUCGCAGGACAUCAUGCCGUUAUGGACGGGAAAACGUCAAGCAUGUUUAUCAAAGCUUGGGCUCAUACAUGCAAACACCAACUCGAAAAUAUAGCCUCUCUGCCGGAUAUUUUAACUCCGUCUUAUGAUCGGUCAUUGAUCAAAGAUUUGACCGGACUCGAUGAAAAGAUAAUCCAGAUGGUGAGAUCGUUGAAAGGUAACAAAACUAACAUCAGAAGCUUGACUCCGUUUCCCGCAAGAAAACUCGCAAACGACGUAGUCUUGGCCACGCUCGUGCUCUCUUGCGAAGACAUCAAGAAGCUCAGGGAGCAAAUCAAGAACGUGUCACCAAGCCUUCAUUUGUCGACUUUCGUAAUUUCCUACGCCUACGCGUGGACCUGCUUUGUGAAGGCACGUGGAGGAAGCGGAGAGAGAUCAGUGAGUUUCCUCUUCGUUGGAGAUUUCAGAGAACGGUUAGAUCCGAAGCUUCCGGCGACUUACUUCGGAAACUGUAUGUUUCCGGUGGGUUGUUACAACCGUAAGGCGGUGGAGUUUACGGAAGAGAAGGGACUCGUAACGGCCGUUGAGAUUCUUAGCGAUUUAGUCAAAGGAUUAAGUUCAAGAAAAAUAGAGACGAUCGUGAAGGAGUUAGCGGAAAGUUUUGAUUUCCAAAAAGGAAGUACACAGUUUGGGACUAUAGCCGGGUCGACCCGUUUGGGAAUAUACGAGUCGGAUUUCGGGUGGGGAAGACCCGUUAAGGUUGAUGUUGUCUCUAUUGAUCAAGGAGAAUCGUUCUCUAUGGCGGAGAGACGUGACGAAUCAGGUGGUGUGGAGAUUGGGAUGUGUUUGAAAAAGACUGAAAUGGACAACGUUAUGGCUUUUUUCAACAAUGUUAAAAUACGUUUUUAGAAAGCCCAUUUUAAUAAGGUAAAAGCUUGCUUAGUUUGUUCUUGUGAUGUUCAAUAAAUCUAUGUGUGUAAGUCUUUCUCUAUAUCUCCACUCUUUUCAUAAAUAUGUUUUGUAAGCUUUAUAUCAUUAUGUACUUGUAGUUUUGAGUUUUUAGGUGAA